Molecule: messenger RNA, 4065 nt
Organism: Portunus trituberculatus (swimming crab)
Lineage: Eukaryota; Metazoa; Arthropoda; Malacostraca; Decapoda; Portunidae
Product: glycine receptor subunit alpha-4-like
Exons: 10
Coding region: 770-2542 (590 amino acids)
Biological process (GO): signal transduction; chemical synaptic transmission; regulation of membrane potential
Cellular component (GO): synapse; membrane; neuron projection
Molecular function (GO): transmembrane signaling receptor activity; extracellular ligand-gated monoatomic ion channel activity; chloride channel activity
Source: RefSeq, a predicted model, not a curated record
GGGUGUUGCUUGUAUCUCUCUUGCUCACAAAGACUUGAGACUAAGCAAGUAUUUCCGUGACGCUGAGAAGAAAGCGAAACAAACUGCUCUCUCAUCUGCAACAAAUGUGAUAGACUAGAAGCUUUUACAUGUCCAAAUAACUAAAAGUGACCGUAUCUCGACAAUGAAGCUUAAAAAAGAGGCUUCACAUGUCAAUACUCGAAGCUUCCGAAGCCUUGAAGUGACUGAAGGAUUUUAGACCCAUUUGAAUACGAGCAAGGAGGAGAAAUUCGACUAGAGGCAAGACUGAAGUAAAUUGAGUGAAGGAAAGAGGAAAAGAAGGAAAGAGAGACCAUUGAAUUGUCGCGCCGAACUUGAAUGUUCACCUGACUGCAAAACAGAAGGUCGCUGGAAGUUGUGGGAGGAAGAAAAAGAGGAUCACACACACACACACACACACACACACACACACACACACACACACACACACACACACCUACCAAGACCUCCAGCGCUGACCCUCUCAACCCAACGGACCGAGACGAGGAAUGACAUACAAGAGGCGGCAGGUAAAUUCUAGCAACACGUGGGGUGAGAACCAAUGUCUGUAAUACUAUACAGCCUGAAGACCCAUAGAAAACGAGAACCUUUCCCCCUUGACAUGCUGGAACAAGUGAGUGGCGACGUGGUUUAUUCCCCCGUGUGAGCUCAAGUUCCUCUCUCUUCUCGACCUCCUGGCACCUCUACCACCACCACCACCACCACCACCACAGCCUUCAUAUCGUUCACCAUGCUACCCCGUGUCCUACUCCUCGCUCUGAUUCUCACGCCAGCUUCCACCCAAGACCUCUCACGGCACAGAGAUGAUGGUAGGAUUGGCAACGAUGUGAGUGAGGAGGACGACACCGGUGGAAUUUUAGAGAGUAGCGCUGACGGAGUGACGAGAGAAGGAAGCAGUGCCACUGAAAGAGGAGAUGGAGCAGGAGAAAAAGCAUCAGUACCGCCACCGCCACCGCCACCAGGAGGAAGAGGGAGAGGCGGGCCCAGGAAGUACAGCAUUCCCAGCAGUGAAUUGAAGAAGCUUGACCAAUUGUUUCUUUCCGAGGAUGACAAGCUGACUUAUGAUCGCCGCCAGACGCCCUCCUAUACAGCAGGAUCGCCCACCCGAGUCCAUAUCGAGAUGUACAUUCGGAGCUUCGGAUCAAUUAACCCGAUACAGAUGGACUACACGGUGGACCUGUACCUCAGGCAGAGAUGGCUGGAGCUGCGGUUCCUCAACAACUCCCUCACACGACCUGUGGACCUCAAUGACCCGGUGUUGGUCAAGAUGCUGUGGAAGCCUGAAGUGUACUUCCCCAAUGCCAAGGAAUCUGACUUCCAGUAUGUCACUGUGCCAAAUGUUAUGCUGAGAAUCCACCCAGAUGGCACCAUCCUGUACAUCCUCAGACUGAAGCUGACGUUCUCCUGCAUGAUGGAUCUCUCCAGCUACCCACUAGACCACCAGACCUGCUACAUUCAGAUUGCCAGCUUUGUCAAAACCACACGUGAGCUGGAGCUGACCUGGUAUGAGGACUCUCCUCUCAAGAUGUACCGGAGACUGAAGCUACCUCAGUUUGAGAUGAAAGAAAUCAAGGCAGAUGUAUGCAAUCAGUCCUUCCAUAUUGGCAACUAUAGUUGUCUGCAAGCUGCAUUUGAGCUUCGACGUAACAUUGGCUAUCACUUGGUGCAGUCCUACUUGCCCACUUCCCUCAUUGUGGUGGUGUCCUGGGUCAGCUUCUGGCUAGACGUGGAUGCCAUCCCUUCCCGCGUCACACUGGGCGUCACCACUCUCCUCACCGUCUGCUCAGAGUCCACCUCUUUCAGAGACAAGAUGCCAACAGUGUCGUAUGUCAAAGCCUUGGACAUCUGGAUGGGCUCAUGCACAGCCUUUGUCUUUUUGGCAUUGGUAGAGUUUACAGUUGUGAAUCACAUUGCCCGCCACCAUCGGCGAUUUCUCAUCUGGGGAUCUGUGUACUGGCGAUCCAGGCUCUCCUCCAUCAACCAAAACCAAAGUCUUCUUCAGCCCAAACAGAAGAUGUCUGAUGGAGCAUCUUCUGCCAAGUGUUCUAACAUGGGCUCUCUCUAUACCUGUGCCCAAACGUCUUCCUACGGAGGCAAUGAUGAUGCUAGAAAGCACACCCGCAAGAAACUAGGCUCACUUUCAACUAUUGAAGCUCAGGCAGAUGCCAGAAGGAACAUCACACAUAACACAACAGUGGAAACAGUGGAGUGUCACACCACCAGCUUUGCAAGUGGCUCACAAGAGAUGGCUCCUUCCAAUAAUGAUGGAACAACCCUAAAUCCUGACAGCUGUACAGGCCCUGGCUCAUAUGACCUUGAUGAGGAAGAGGAAGCAGUACAGAGCCAAGGUCUCAGUGAUGCAGGAAUCACCUGCUUGCCAUCACACUGGCAGCACGAAGCCCACAUAGCAAAACUCAUUGAUAAGAUUUGUCGGGCACUAUUCCCUGUCAUGUUCAUCUUCUUUAAUCUCAUUUAUUGGUUAUAUUAUCAAGUCCUUACCUGAUGCAUUGGUAAGGAGUUUCUCUUUCAUAAGCUGUUCAUUGUUAUGACUUAAACCUGUAUCUGCUUAGUACAUCCCAGGUCAUGACCUCAGAGGACAUGUCACCCUCAAACUUAAUCUCAUUACUGCCUCAAUGUACAUCAUGGAUUUCCUCAUGACAUUUGCAUAACAUGUAUUCUCCUGAGGAGACAUGUAUUCUAAUGGUGAAAUCCUGAGGAGACAUGUAAUCCAAUGGUAAAAUUCCUUCCUAGAAUUCAUAGCUUCUUUUGGCAUAUUAUGUUGAAUAUUAAGAUUUCCUUUACCACUUCCAUGUUAUAUUUUUAAAAGUGAUGACAACAGUGGGCUCCUUUAAGGAUGCUUCAGUAUCACUUUUCUGUUUGUUAAGACAGCAUCAUCUCAAGCAGAUUACACACACUAUGGCAAACUGAGUGCACAGGCCAAACAGAUUGUUGUUUGUUAGUAUAUAUACAACACUUUUAUGAUUGUGUAUUGGCAGCCAGUCAACUCACUAUAUUAGAAUUAAUUUAAAUCCUUCAAGUACAGCCAGUCACAUUACCAUAAAAUAAUUAUUUUUAGCCCUUCCCCUGGUACUCUUCUAUCAUCAGUAGAAUCUAAACUUUGCAUAGCACACUAUGGUAAACUCACACCCUUCUGGUCAUCCAAAUUCUUACUACACUACCUUUGCCUUUAUGCAAGACAAAUAUUGUCUUCCUUCAUUCACCAGGCACUCAUCUCAGCCUCACACUAUCAAGGUUGAGCAUCCUAGUCACUGCUGCAGCUUUCCUAGGUUUUAACACUUCCACAGUUAUUCUAUGUAUACCUGUAGUGUUAAGUAGCUUUACCACACUUAAAUCUGGCUACUCUGGCUCAAUGUACUUCACUGACUCCAACGAAUUAGUUUACAGCUAACUACUAUGCCGCUUUAUUUGUCCACACUAUGAGCCACACAGAUGUUGUAUGUCAGUCUUGUUACUACCAGAGCAAUUUUUAUCUCAUCAUGUAUAGGCUAUCUAGUAAUUGUUUAUAUAAUAAUUUAUUUUGAUAUUCAUAUUUCUCCCUAUGGGGCUGGACUGGUAAUGUAUUCUUCCACCUUUUUACAGUUGUAGAUCUUUCUCUGAUAUUCAUCUUUAUUCUGUCUUCCUGCACACAGUCUCAAUGUCCUCUUCAGUCUUUCCACUGGUCUAAUUCCAUUAUGGAUUCACUAACAUGUUGAGAUCCUUGUGGAAGCUUGGCUGUAUUGUCCUUGAAUGAAUAUUCUGGCAAGUCUUCAUUAAUGUUAAAAGGAAUAGUUUAAAACAUAUAACUUAUCUAUCAAUCACAGUGUCCUAAUUUUGAAAUUCUUACUUUGUUUUUAGCUUUUUAAUUUAAUUGGAUUAAUUUACACAAUCUUUAAUCAUUAUUCACUGUAUUUGGGAUACAGGCCUUGUAUGCUUAAUGUAGGGGCCCAAACAUUGUAUAAUGCUACCUACCUAGUUGUAUUAUGUUGAUCAACAAUGCAAAAUAAAUUUUACAGUAUUUGUUUCAAA